Bombus pascuorum is the source of this 2112-nucleotide messenger RNA. Its product is annotated as putative serine protease K12H4.7. The coding region runs from base 445 to 1674 and encodes 409 amino acids. NCBI's taxonomy places the organism in Eukaryota, Metazoa, Arthropoda, Insecta, Hymenoptera, Apidae. Gene Ontology annotation, biological process: proteolysis. The record is from RefSeq and is a predicted model, not a curated record. Gene Ontology annotation, molecular function: serine-type exopeptidase activity; dipeptidyl-peptidase activity. The transcript has 9 exons.
UAAAUUGUAGUACUCAUAUAUAAAAAACACGUGUAAAUUUGUACAAGAAUAAUAUUAGUGCCUAUAUUAUAAGAACUAAUUUUAAAAAUAUCAUUUCUGUAAAUAAUAAAUGUAAGACAACUUGUAUUUUAAAAAGAAUGCAUAUUUUAUAGUUUAUCCAAACCUAGGAUACUAUGAACCGUUUACUACUAUUAUUAUUCUUCGUUAAUUUUAUAAAUAAUAGUAUAUCAUGGGAGACUUUUAUGAGGGGUCGAAGCAAAUAUGGUAAUCUAGGUGCUCCAAUUUUAUCUGAAGAUCAUGAACUUCCAAGUGCUGAAUGGUUUACACAGUUUCUAGAUCACUUUGAUCCAACUGAUGCGCGUGUUUGGCAACAGAGAUAUUUCGUAAACGUUAGGUUGGGGUUAGGUUGGAGAGCACUAUAAGAAAGGUGGUCCAGUAUUUUUGAUGAUAAGUGGUGAAGCUGCAGCAAAUGCUAAAUGGAUGGCAGAAGGUCAAUGGAUCGAAUAUGCUAAGCAAUUUGGGGCGCUAUGUUUUCAAGUGGAACACCGCUUUUAUGGACAAAGUCAUCCUACUUCGGAUCUCGGCGUGAAAAAUUUAAUGUAUCUUUCAUCGCAACAGGCACUUGCAGAUUUGGCUUACUUUAUAGAAUUCAUGAAUAUUAAUUACAAGUUACCAGCUGGUACUAAAUGGAUUGCAUUUGGAGGAUCAUAUGCUGGAUCAUUAGCUGCUUGGUUGCGUAAUAAAUAUCCUCAUUUAGUACACGGGGCUGUUUCUGCUAGUGGUCCUUUAUUAGCAGAAAUUGAUUUUCAGAAAUACUUUGUUGUUGUUGAAAAUGCCCUCAAAGAAUAUUCUGAAGCAUGUGUAAAUGCAAUACUAGAAGCAAACAAACAAUUUCAUAUAAUGUUACAUCGUCCUAUCGGUCAACAAGGAAUAGCUAAAAAAUUUAUUUUAUGUGAUCCAAUCAACGAACAUACCAAACGUAAUGAUAUUUCGAAUUUGUAUGAAACAAUAGCAAGCAUUUUUGCUGGUAUUGUACAGUACAAUAAAGACAAUCGUAAUAAUUCCGCAAUGGCUAAUUUAACUAUCGAUAGUGCCUGCGAUAUAUUAACGAACGAAACAUUGGGUAUUGCUAUUGACAGACUUGCAAUUUUGAGCACUAAAAUAUUACAGGCAUCAGAAAAAAAGUGUUUGGAUUAUAUGUAUAAUAAAAUGAUUCAUAAUCUUCGGAACAUAACAUGGGCUAGCGAAGAAGCAGAAGGGGGACGUCAAUGGACGUACCAAACGUGUACAGAAUUUGGAUUCUUUCAAACUUCGACAGCACGCCCAAAAUUAUUUAGUGAAACUUUCCCAGUAGAUUUCUUUGUACAACAAUGCAUUGAUAUAUUUGGCCCAAGGUACAAUAUUCAUUUGCUGAAUUCGGCAGUGAAUAGAACAAAUAUUCUGUAUGGAGGAUUAGAUUUAAAGACUACAAAUGUAGUAUUUGUACAUGGAUCAAUUGAUCCUUGGCAUGUUUUGGGAAUUACAAAAUCAGCAAAUCCGCAAAUACCUGUCAUUUAUAUUGAUGGUACUGCUCAUUGUGCCAACAUGUAUCCUCCUUCCAAAAAUGAUCCACUUCAGUUGAAAGCUGCCAGAGUUGAGGUUGGACAUUUAAUAGAUGAAUGGCUGCAUAAUUAAAUAUGAUAUUUUUAACGCUGUGUGUGCUACAUUUAACUACUUUAUGAUAAGUAGUUUUUUAUUUUUUUAAACAAAAAUGAUGUAUUAAAAGAAUUAAAUUUAUCUUAUUAACUUUUUGAACAAUUUGUAUUUUCCUUUAUGAACUUCUGUGAAACAAUUAUGAUACAUAAAUAUUUUUAGUUGAAACAAUUCGUGCAUAACUAAGACUAAAACUAACUAUGUACGUACAUAACAAGUUACUGAAGAUACACGAGUGUUCACCAUUCUGUGUUUAUGUUUAAACAACUAGAAUGCAUGUAUAAAUACAAUUAAACAAGUUUGCCCAUAAUGGCACUAUUACAAUUUUUUGUAGAUUACUGAAGUAUUAAAUAAAUACAUGUACAAACUUACUACGAAUAUCUUACGUCAGUCAAUGAAUAAAUACAUAUCUAUUAAUUA